CUCUUAAAAGUGCAUCGUGAGUGAGCAGGACAUCUAUCGCCCUCUCCCUCAUUCCUUCAUCCUCAUACAGUAGCCUAAAAGAUAGACGCUAUCGCAACGUAAUUAAGGAGGGACUGGAGGAAGGAAGGAAAUAAGGAAGGAAGAAAGGGAGAGGAUAGACAAAAGAAUGAGAGCAGCCGUCUUUUUAAGCAGCCCAAAGGCACGUGACUCGGGUCAACGUGCAUAUUGACUGAUUAUCAAACAACAAGGAAGCAAGGAACUAGCCAUAUUCGGAAUUGUUGCUCUGUGGAAGAAAAUGGCGACUUCAUGUAACCAGGACCUUUUUACGUGUUCGAUUUGUUUAGAUAUACUGAAGGAUCCAGUAACUAUUACCUGUGGUCACAAUUACUGCAUGGGUUGCAUUAAGGGCUGCUGGGAUCGUGAAGAUCAUGAAGUUUACAGCUGUCCCCAGUGUAGACAGACGUUCACUCCAAGACCCGUUUUACACAAAAAUAAUAUUGUUGCGGAGCUUGUGGAACAAUACAGACAGAGAAAUCUAGCUACUUCUACAGCUCAAUGUAGUGCUGGACCCGAAGAUGUGGAAUGUGACGUUUGCACAGGAAGAAAACUCAAAGCUUUGAAGUCCUGUCUGGACUGCCUGUUGUCCUAUUGUGAUACUCACUUCAAACUUCACAAUGAUGUAAAUCCUGGGCGAAAACACAAUGUGAUUGACGCCAUAUGCCAGCUACAGAAGAGAAUAUGCACCCAACAUGAGAAACCUGUGGAGAUCUUUUGUCGCAAGGAUCAGUGUUGUGUUUGUUUGCUUUGUUUGGUGAAUGAACACAAAGGUCAUGACACCGUUUCAGCUGCAACGGGGAGAUCAGAGAAACAGAAACAAUUGGGGAAGACCCAGAGGAAAUUCCAGCAGAUAAUCCAGGAGAAAGAGAAGGAGCUUCAGAAGUUGAAGAGGGCUGUGGCGACUCUUAAAAGCUCCACACAGAAAGCAGUGGAGUACAGUGAAAGAACCUUUACCGAAAUUAUCCGUUCCAUUGAGAGAAGACGGUCUGAGGUGACCGAGCUGAUCAGAGCUCAGGAGAAGGCUGAAGUGAGUCGGGCUGAAGUACUCUUGAAGCCACUGGAGCAGGAGAUUACUGAGCUGAAGAGGAGAGAUGCUGAGAUGGAGCAGCUUUCACACACAGAAGAUCACAUACAUUUUCUCAUGAAUUUCCAAUCAGUCAGUACUCCACUUCAGUCUGAAGACUUACCCAGCAUCACCAUCAACCAAAGCUUUUCUUUUGAGGCUGUAAAGAAAUGUGUCUCCACACUCAAGGGACAACUGGACGAUUUCUGCAAGCAAGAAGUCAUGAAGAUAGCUGCCACAGUUUCUGAUAUACAGGCUGUUUUUGCUGAACCAACAACCAGAGAGGAGUGCAUACAGUUGCCUGAAGUCCAGUCUGCUUGUGCUGAAGCUGUGAUCAGAGAGGAAUUCUUACAGUACCUCUGUCACUUCACACUGGAUCCAAACACAGUAGAGAAACAUGUCCAUCUGUGUGAGAACAACACAAGGGUGGAAUGGAGGGGAACGCCAGGGUGGAACACAUCCAUCCCGUACUAUCCGUAUCCUUAUCACCGAGAGAGAUUCUGGUGGUGCUAUCAGGUGCUGUGUAAAGAGGAAGUGUCUGGACGCUGCUACUGGGAGGUUGAGUGGAGUGGGGAGAAUGUUUAUAUAGCAAUCUCAUAUAAAAGCAUAGACAGGAAUGGAUGUUUUGAGAGUUGGUUUGGGCGUAAUGCUCAGUCCUGGUGUCUGGAUCUUUCCAGCUCCAGUUCCUCUUUCUGGCAUGAUGAUGAAGAGACUAAACUCCCUCUAGUGACCAGCUCCAGAAUAGGAGUGUAUGUGGAUCAGAGCGAGGGAGUCCUGGCUUUCUACAGCAUCUCGGACACAAUGACCCUCCUGCAUAGAGUCCAGACCACAUUCACUGAGGCACUCUACCCUGGGUUUUACAAUUAUAUAGAGUCAUCACUGAAGAUAUUAUGACCAACUUGCUUCCAUAAGAAUAUAUACUGUAUACACCUGUAAUUUCAGAGUUUUUAAAGCAUUUAUUGUAAGUGAUGAGCAAAUUGAGGAUUCUAUAACUUUACAACAAUCUUAAAAGAAGGCUGUAAGUUAAUUUUACUUUUCAAUGUUUACUUUCUACAUGCAAUAUUUGCCAAAUGUAUUUGAACAUCUACUGUAUUAACACUGUACAACAUUUAUUAUUUCUGUAUAAUACAUUAUUAUUCCUUGCCAUUAGAGUUUUGGAGAAAUGGAUAUUUUUUUACAAAAUACAUAAAAACUUGUAUACUUUUAUUUUGAUUUAUUUCUGUUCGCUAUCUUCUUGUGCUCAUGUAACAAAAAACACUUAUCACUAUACAGAUACAGUUGCCUUGCCUCAAGAUCAGCAUAGAACUUAUACGGUUCUUUACUUGCUGCAACUAGUCCCUGAACACAAUAAGGUAGCCUACCAAUUCAUUUUACAUGAAUUUUUCUUUGCCUUGGUAUGCAGAAUGUUAUAGAUCACAGAAUAUGAGAAGAUGAUGCAGUAUAUACACACAGUUAUAGUGAUUAUUGUUAGAAUGGUCAUUGCUGCAAAUAGCAGAAUGGUAUGAUGCCAAUAGCAUUGGCAACGGAGUUGUGGAUUACGCAUGCAGUAAGAUGUCAUCAGGAUGUACGGUACAUACAGUACUCUCACUAAUAUUUGUUCCCUGUCUAAAUAAAAUGAUUCC
Sardina pilchardus (European sardine) is the source of this 2742-nucleotide messenger RNA. RefSeq names its product E3 ubiquitin/ISG15 ligase TRIM25-like. The record is from RefSeq and is a predicted model, not a curated record. The transcript has 7 exons. Gene Ontology annotation, molecular function: zinc ion binding; protein binding. NCBI's taxonomy places the organism in Eukaryota, Metazoa, Chordata, Actinopteri, Clupeiformes, Clupeidae. Bases 296 to 2014 code for a protein of 572 amino acids.